Molecule: messenger RNA, 2109 nt
Organism: Tribolium castaneum (red flour beetle)
Lineage: Eukaryota; Metazoa; Arthropoda; Insecta; Coleoptera; Tenebrionidae
Gene: Culd
Product: CUB and LDLa domain
Exons: 7
Coding region: 101-2065 (654 amino acids)
Molecular function (GO): protein binding
Source: RefSeq, a predicted model, not a curated record
AGACGGGGAUUAUCUCAGAUUUUUUUUAAAGUUAACUACUGGGUUAGGUUAACCCAACUUUAACCCUGGUUAAAAUUCAAAUUUGCUCUUUCUUAAUUGAAUGAUUAUCGAUUUGUGCAAAACCAAGACGUUUUCCUACGCAGAACCAAAUCAGAUUACAAUCAUUGUGCGGCUUCUUCUAACUAGAUUUCCGCCAGUCAGUAAAGACAUGAGCGCCACAAACCAAAGUUUAAAAAAGACACUCGUAAUUUUCCUCCUCUCGUUUCACUUAAUCCGCACGAAAUUUCUCGACGACAUUUGUGGCCACAUCAACGGCCAGCGGCUUUUCCUCGACCAUGGCGAAACGGGCACUUUGCAAGCCAACUACUCCAACAAUAUUUUCGACCGUUUUUACAAAAAUAAACCUGAAAAACGGUGCACUGUCGAACUUGUUUCAUGCCCAUCAUGCGUCAUAAAAAUCACCUUCACUUUUUUUAAUUUGAUUUGUGGCCGCUCGUUCGAUACUUGCGCCUGUGACCAUGUCUGGAUCUACGAACCCACGUUCGAACAGUCGUCCCAACAGUUCUGCAGGUCUUCAAACACUUCCAUGGUGUACCAAAGCCAGACGAGGCGAGCCAUGGUGGUGUUUUUGUACUCACAGAGGUACGAAAAUGCGUUCAGUUUGGACUACAUGUCAAACCGGAACAAAGUGGUACUGAACGGGAAUGGGACACAGAUGUUACAAAGCCCAUUUUUCCCCAACUUGUACCCAUCCGACCUGACCAUGGAAUACACCAUUGGGUGCAAGUCCGAAAACGACACUUGCAAGAUUAGUCUCGUUUUCACCGACUUUCUCAUAGCGCCACCUUCGAUCCUUGAUUUUUUUGACUCAUCAGGGGACCGUAUUUAUGUAACAACCGGAAAUAUUUUUCGCCCACCUGUUAUAACUUCCGGGUCUGCUCUUGUGAUAAGAUUUUACGCAAACGGGGCCACUAGUCCCGGUUUCAAGGCCUACUAUUCUUUUAUCAACGAUGUCACGAAUAUAGAUUGCGGGGGGCAAGUUAAUAAUCUUGGGGGCGGGAUUACCAUGAUGGACAUGGUACAAGAUGGGUUGAAGUCGUUUGAUUGCAUUUGGUUGGUCAAACCACCGGAGACGUACCUCCACAUGAAGACGCAUUUGUACGUCAAGGUGGUCAAUUUUUCGGGUUUUGCGGGAAGUACCGAACUGACGAUUCGGCAAGGUUUGACCUCGAACGGCCCAGUGGUCGAGAAUCUUAAACUGUCUUUACCUUUAUUCUACACCCAAAAAAAGCGCGAACAUAUUGUGCCAAUAUCUCAAGGGUUUUACAUUCGGCUUAAGGGUUUUUUCAGCCCUCAGUCCCGUCUAGCUAUAGUUUACGCUGCUUUCAAUUACAAAGAUUGUCUCUCGGGUUCUGAUUUCCUCUGUCACAAUAAAAGAUGCGUCUCUUCUCUGCUUAACUGUGACGGUUUUGACCACUGUGGUGACAACAGUGACGAAUCCUCCAUCAGUUGCUCCAAAGACCCCAAUGACCGACGCCAAUGGUCCCAAACCCCCCAUUUCCUCUUCCCCAAAGUGUCCACUUUGUCCGACUUUGCCACCUCAACUCUAGUCUUUCUCUUAUGCAGUUUUGGCUUGAUGGGUUUUAUUUUCGCAAUGGUGGUACUCCUCUACCGCAUAAAUAUCAAAUCGCGUCACCAGAGACAAAUCCAAGACCAUAUCGAGACAAUUAAUGCAAUUCUGGAGGAAGGGGUUGUUGAAAUUGAGGAGGAGAUUAUAAUCCCGGACGAUCCUCCGGAUUAUGAGGCACCGCCUGAUUACGACCAGGUGGUUAAGUGUUUUGUUUCGAAGAGGUGUUCCAAGUGUCGGGUUAAAAUCCCGGAGUCGCCACCACCGGCCUAUAAUCAAGGGCCUUCGACGUCACGAGUUUUGCACUUUUUUGCAAACCGAAAGUGUUAUAGAGGCAGGAGAGUCAGGUUUUUGUCCGACUCUGAGUGCGAUCAAAAAAAGUCGAGGGGCUUUCUGAGGAAGAGUUUUACAGCUGACGAUAUGACUCUGUUUAUUUAAUUUUGAAGCAAAUAGUAUAUGAUUAUAUUCUCUAAUAAAAUGUG